Messenger RNA from Achroia grisella, 990 nucleotides. RefSeq lists its product as uncharacterized. Gene Ontology annotation, molecular function: zinc ion binding; nucleic acid binding. The transcript has a single exon. The record is from RefSeq and is a predicted model, not a curated record. Bases 1 to 990 code for a protein of 329 amino acids. Lineage: Eukaryota; Metazoa; Arthropoda; Insecta; Lepidoptera; Pyralidae.
AUGUCAUUAGAAAUCAAAAUCGAAAAGAUGGCUCUAGACAUAUCAACACUACUAAAAUUAAUUCCGUCAUUCGACACCAGAGAAAAUAACCAGCUAUAUAGAUUUGUUCGAUCUUGCAAUUCUGCAUUUAAAUUAGCUACUUCAGAUCAGGAACCGAUACUUCUAGUGUAUACCCUAAAUAACAUCACUGGUCCAGAUGCAUCCGAUGUCCACUGUAAACAAUACAAAACGUGGACUGAACUCAAAUCAUUCCUUGUCGAGAAAUUCUCACAAAUAAAAACUAUUAACCAUCUCAACCUUGAACUACAAUCUAUGUUUCAAAAAUUAAAUGAAACGAUGACUGAAUAUUUUCACCGGGUAGACCUCUGUAGAAGUAAAAUCAUUGAAAAAUUAACAGCAGAAAUAUCGGACAAUACGCUCGCAGGCCGGUUAGCAACGACAGAAGAAACCGCCUUGUCUGUAUUCGUCAAUGGAAUUAGUUCGGACAUAGGAACAAUGUUGAGGACAAAAAAUUUUUGCAACCUCUCAGAAGCGGGUCGUUUCGCGUUACAAGAAGAUAAGAUUCGAGCCAUGAAUAAUGCUAGGCAAGCGCUAUUCAGGGUACCAGCCGUCGGUCAAACUGUCAACGGUCCUAGACCACAAAUUAGAUCUACACUUAAUAACCAAUCUGUAACGCGACGCCUUAAUACAUCCCCACGUUAUGUGUCACAAACAUCAACACAUGAAACCGUCACUUGCAAUUACUGUAAAAAACCAGGUCACCUCAUAGCUGAUUGUAGAAAAAGAGAGUAUAAUAACAGCAUUAGAAACUCAAACAUACCACCCCAAAAUUUCCGUGCAUUACCUCCCACUAAAGUAAAUCAUUUAAACAAUUUAGCGGCCAGCGAAGCGAGCAGUUCGCUGGAAACCGCUUUGAUCCCUUGCUCGCCUCUCCAGACACAAACGUUAAACCAGGAAAUAAACCUGGAGGCCAUACAAAUGAACCCUUAA